AUGGACAACCGCAUUGGGUCCUUCGUUCAUGGGCAGCUUGCGGAAUCAAGCAGUGACUCCACUGACGAUGAUGGAAGUGAUGACGGUGAUGCGUUUUCACAGGAUGAUAGCAUUCGACGUUUCCACGAAUCUGGCUUCCACAUUUUUGGAAUGAGAAUUGAUGGACAAUCACGUCAAUUGAAUUUUCUCAUCGACGAAAAUGAGUGCAUCGGUGCAGAUGGAGCUAAUGCACAGGGACCAAACGCUGCCAUCUCGAUGAUAGACUACGUGCUCAACACCCAUGGAUGCGAAGAUCUCUCGUGCACAAUACACGCCGAUAAUUGUCCGGGUCAAAACAAAAAUCAGUUUGUGAUUGGGUACUUCGCAUGGCGAGUCCUGACACGGCGCCACACUUCAAUCGAAUAUAUGAUGCAGGUUCCGGGUCAUUCACGGUGUUUGGUGGAUAGUGGGUUCGCCCAUAUUAAAAAGCUGUACAGACGCUCGGACUGUGACACCAUUCAGCAGCUAGAGGAUAUUGUCGACAAGUCGUCUACUGCAAAUGAGGCUGUCCGAUAUCCGACCUGGCGCUGGCGUGACUGGAAGACUUUUUUGUCUACAUCUUUUAAAGCAAUACCCGGGAUAAGAAGUACCAGUACUUCAGGUUCGACUCAUCGAGGCCCGGCACGGUUUUCGCGAAGAAAGCAACGGACCUACCAGAGGAAGAAUUCUUCAUCAAGAAACACAGGGAACUCCCCUCAGCAGAACCAUGCUUAAUUAAACCGGCAGGGCUAUCAGAGAAUCGCGUGAAAUAUCUUUACAGAACUGUCCGACCAUUUGUGCGACCAUGUUAUCAGGACAUUACCUGUCCAACACCCACAGACUGAUUGCAUGUGAUUACAUCAUGUAUUCGAACAUCAAUCUAAACAAUUAUUUUAAUUCAUGCGCGUGUAAAUGAAGGGUUUUCCAACAAGUUAUUGUAAUAUUUGAAUAAAUGUAUGAUAUUGUGAACUAUUAACAUGCUGUUAACGUCAUGAAUAUGUCAUUCCGAUUGAAAAUGACGCGACGUCAACAGCUUUGUUGCGUGCCAGUAUGCGUAUAUAAUGUUGUCAUAGCAACGCUAAAUAGUGGCGUACACAUGUAAUGUAUACAUCAUUGGAUUCGUGGAUUAACGUACAAUAUGAAACUGAAAAAAACUAAAAAUUGAUUUUUUGUCAUUAAUGCAGGUUUUGUCGUGGA
Messenger RNA from Dreissena polymorpha, 1215 nucleotides. RefSeq lists its product as uncharacterized. The coding region runs from base 1 to 753 and encodes 250 amino acids. Lineage: Eukaryota; Metazoa; Mollusca; Bivalvia; Myida; Dreissenidae. The transcript has 5 exons. The record is from RefSeq and is a predicted model, not a curated record.